UCAAACAAACAACAGGUUUAUCCUUUAACAUUGCCAUGGAAGACUUGUUCAACUGAUUCUCCCACUCUGGUUUUUCUUCAUUAUCUCUUCACUCAAUCAUCUCAAAGAUUUCAUCUUUGUAAUUUGCCUCUUGCUUGCAACCCACCCAGUAUCAGUUUCUUCAUUUCUUUCACUUUCUCCAGUCAAAUUCACGUGGAACGAGUGGACAUAAACCCUUCAAACUGGUGCUACUGAUUCCGACCUUUCGUAAGUUGAAUCUUUCUUGAAAUUCCUACAUGGGUUUAUAGUUGUAUGCCUAAAACUAUACGAAAUUAUAGUUGCCCGCCAGGUGUUUGAUGAAAUGCCUGAAUGAGUUUAAAUUGUUUAAGUUAGUAAGUUUGUUGAAUUAGUUAAAGCUUGAAUGGCUUUUAGUUUUUCCUCUUGUUUAACCUGUGACCCCUGGACUCUACCUCAAAUCCUAAAGCACCCAUCUUUGUUUUCAACUCCCACAAAGCACCCAACUUUUGUUUCCUUUGCAUCCACUAAACACUAUGAGCAACUCACAACUUUACCUUCAGAAAAAGAUGUUGUCGAUAUGCUGCGCGGUGAGAACGAUGAGAAAACUGUGAUUGAUGUAUUUAAAUGGGCGUUAGAGCAACCGAGUUUCGAACCCUCUUUGGGACUUUACGAGGAAAUGAUUAGAAAGCUUGGUCAAGUAGGUUCGGUUGAGUCGAUUAGAAGCGUGUUGGAUGAAAUGAAACGGUCUUCGUGUAAGGUUAAGGAAGAUACUUUCUUUGUUUUGAUUGAAAGUUUCGCUAAGUUUGAGUUAUACGAUGAGGCGAUUUGUGUUCUGUUUAUAAUGGAAGAAGAGUUUCGAGUGAAACCGGGGACUGACAGUUAUAAUUUCUUGUUAAAUGUUCUUGUUGAUGCGAACAAGUUGAAGUUAGUCGAAGAUGUUCACUCGUUGAUGUGUAGUAAAAGAAUUAAACGAGACGUUGCAACGUUCAAUAUCUUGAUAAAAGCUCUUUGUAAAGUCCGUCAAAUGAGGCUUGCGAUUUUGAUGAUGGAAGAGAUGCCAGCUCAUGGAUCGGUACCCGAUGAAAAAACGUACACGACCCUGAUGCACGGGUUUAUUGAUGAAGGGAACGUAGACGGUGCGUUAAGAAUCAGAGAACAAAUGGUAUCCGCUCAAUGUCAAUCAACCAAUUUAACCGUUAAUACUUUGAUUCACGGGUUUUGCAAAAUCGGUCAAGUUUCGGAAGCUUUGAAUUUCGUUCAAGAAAUGACAAUUGACGGGUUUUUUCCCGAUCGGGUUACUUUCGAUACGUUGGUUAACGGUUUAUGCAAAGCGGGUCAUGUACAUCAAGGUUUAGAGAUUAUGGAUGUCAUGUUUCAAGAGGGUCAUGAUCCGUAUGUACACACUUACAACACGGUGAUAUCGGCAUUGUGUAAAAUGGGUAAAGUUGAAGCGGCAAAUGAAAUUGUAAACCUAAUGCUCGAACGAGACGUUUCUCCCGAUACGGUCACGUACAACACGAUCGUUAGCGGUUUGUGUAGCGAAAACCAAGUUGUAGCAGCUUCCGAACUUGCGCUUAACCUAACGAGCAAAGGAAUUCGACCCGAUGUUUCGACAUUCAAUUCGCUGAUUCAAGGUCUUUGCUUAUCGGGCAAAUUUGAAACCGCACUAAACGUGUUGGAUGACAUGAAGAACAAAGGGUGUCAAGCCGACGAGUUUACGUACAACAUGCUAAUCGAUUGGUAUUGCUCAAAAGGUAAACUCGAUGCCGCUUUAAAAAUCUUGAACGAAAUGGAAUCGAGCAACUGCCCGCGAAGCGCGAUAACGUACAAUACACUUAUCGACGGGUUUUCGAAAAACAAGAAAAUCGAAGAAGCGGGUGAAAUUUUCGAUCGAAUGGAGCUUCAAGGGGUUCCGCGAAAUAUGACGACGUACAACACGCUUAUCGACGGUCUUUGCAAGAACAGACGGUCUGAGGAAGCCGCUAUGCUUAUGGAUCAGAUGAUAACCGAAGGGUUAAAGCCCGAUAAGUUCACGUAUAAUUCGAUUCUUUCCCACUUUUGUAAAACGGGCGAUAUUAAAAAAGCAACGGAUAUCGUGCAAGUUAUGGUUACGAACGAAUGCGAACCCGAUAUCGUAACGUACGGGACUUUGAUUCAAGGGUUAUGUAAAGCAGGACGGAUCGAGGUUGCGUGCAGGUUACUUAGAAGUAUCCAGUUAAAAAACAUGGUUGUAACACCGUACGCGUAUAAUCCCGUUCUUCAAACGUUGUUUAAAAAGCGCGGUGCGGAUGCUGCAAUGGAGUUCUUUAGAGAAAUGGAGAAAACGGGCUGUCCUCCUGAUGAGGUGUCGUAUAGGAUUGUUUCAAAAGCGUUAUGUUCGGGUGGAGGGCAAAUUGGUCAAGCGGUUGACUUUAUAUACGAGAUGACGUCGAAAGGUUUUGUACCGGAGUUUUCGGCUAUUUAUAUGCUGGCUGAAGGGCUUUGUGCGUUGAAAAUGGAUGAUACUUUGGUUAAGAUAGUGGAUCAGAUCAUGAAAACUGCAAAGUUUCCGGAGAAUGAAGUGAAAAUGAUAACGGGUUUCCUUAGAAUUCGUAAAUUUGAAGAUGCGUUGGUGACAUUGGAUCGGUUUCUUAGUAUUCGGAAGCCGAAGAGAGGUUAUUGGUGAGGGGAAUAUGCUGCAAAAUGAGUUAAUGUGCAUGCUCAUUCUAAGUUGAAUCGUCGAUGCGACCCGGUAUGUCUGGUGAGAUAGCAUUAUGCAAAUCUAAUCAAUUGCUACCACUGGAAAACGGUCUACAUCUAUAAUGGCUUUCUCAACAUGGUAGUAACUAGUAAGUAUGACAGGUAAUAAGACCUGAUAAGA
Molecule: messenger RNA, 2857 nt
Organism: Helianthus annuus (common sunflower)
Lineage: Eukaryota; Viridiplantae; Streptophyta; Magnoliopsida; Asterales; Asteraceae
Product: pentatricopeptide repeat-containing protein At3g53700, chloroplastic
Exons: 2
Coding region: 401-2662 (753 amino acids)
Molecular function (GO): protein binding
Source: RefSeq, a predicted model, not a curated record